AUGGUAUUGUUGGCCGGGAUCUUCGCUUCUACAGUCACAUUCACAACAGUAAUACUGCUGUGCCAGCUGAAUCAGCUAGUUGUUCAACCAUGUGGCGCUGAUAUUGUGAUCCCCGGCGGCACAAUCUGCGGCACCGAUCACGACGACGGAACCUAUGUCGGGUGCGACGCGGGUCGCUGCUGUAGCAACUAUGGCUACUGCGGCGACGACCGCGUCCACUGUGUCACGGACUGUUGGAAGCAAUGUCGCGACGUUGAUGGAGUUGAUGGACAGCCGCUCUAUAAUAUUAAUAUCACCACCACGAACGUAGUUAAUGCAACGCACAACGAAUACUACGAUGUCUCGACGACGACGAUCGACGGCGGCUGGUGGGACGGUUCGUUGUCGUCGUCAUCAUGUGCAACUUCACUCUCCGGCUUACCGCGGGGGCAACGUGACAAGUAUGCUUUGGCUGCUUUCCGUCCACCUCGUAAUCGACUUGAAUUGGACCGUGACACUUUCAACAAGCUGCGUAGCUAUGGCGCAGGAAGUGCUGGAGAUGACUAUCAUGAUCAUCAUCACCUUGUCUUGAAGUACCAGUUCGAAAAUUGCCAAGACUGA
This is a messenger RNA of Linum tenue, 600 nucleotides long. The record is from the annotation of a GenBank genome assembly. Lineage: Eukaryota; Viridiplantae; Streptophyta; Magnoliopsida; Malpighiales; Linaceae.